UUUGUUUUUAGAUUAAUUAAUGGAAUUAUCGAGUUUGACAAAAAAAUUGCACCACUUUCAUCACAUUUGUUGAUCCCUCGACGUUCAUGGAAAAAAAUACAAUGGUCUACGAUUUUUAUUUCAUUAUUUGCAUACUUUAUUGGAUUUAAAAUUGUACAGUUAUAUUUUGGUCCCAUGCAGAUUAUAAGUAUUGAAUUACUGAUACACCAUGUAUUAUUCACUAUACCUUUUAUUAUGGAUUAUGUAGUUGUGAUAUCUUCGUGUUUCUUUCUUCAAAAUAUGUAUGUCAGAUUCCAGACGUUAAACGAUCUUUGGAAAUGUCUACCUGCCGACUUAGUCCCCGUCUCCGACCAAUGGACACACAUCGAAAUUGUGGUUUUAAUGGAAAACACGCGGUUGUUACACGCUGAACUCUGCAAUUUGUUAAACAUGUUUACUCUAGGUUACGGUCCAAUGCUUUUGGGUUUCUUCAUAUUCAGCUUUAUCAAUAUGAUCUGCAGUAUUUAUUUAGUUCUCAUUUUUGGUGCAAUAUACAAGCCAGAUGUAAUUAAAAACAUAUUAACGCUGGCAAUGUACGUACAAAGCGUCACGUUUUUGAUGUCUAUUAUCACAUUCGUUUCAUUCAUAAACGAGAAGAGAUUGGAGAUUAUAUCAUAUCUACGAUUAUACCGAAUUUCAAAUUUGCACUUGGACAUAAAACGACAAAUUAAAAUGUUUAUGAAUCAAAUAUCAGUUUGCCAUUCGGACCAAAUUUCGGCAUUUGGAUUUUUUGAUAUAAAUUUAAAUCUCGUUACAUCUGUACUUGUAUUAUUGAUUAGUGGAACUAUCACAAUGAUACAAAUGAAAGAUCACCCAAUGAUAUUGAAACUAAACAAUGACACAUAUUCUUUUUUUCAAACAUUUGUGAUCAGAAAAUAUGACAUGGAGUGUGUUGUGAAUGCAGAUACCUACGUAGAUCACCAUCGGGCAUAAAUAAUUCAUACAAGAUGGACCAGAUAACAAUUAACAGACAUACAUACUGACAAAGCCACUUCUAAAAUAUCGUUCUAAAAAGCUUCGAUAAGCAAUAGUGCUAGACAAAUUAAAUAUUAUUUUGUAAUUUUAAAUACAUUAUUAAUCAAGGAGUUGUAUUGAAAAUGCAAUUAAUAAUUUAUAAUAUAGAAUAAAAUAACCCUAUAACUGUAAACCUACAUACAUUAGUAGUAUACUAGUAUACACCUAUCAUUUAAAGUUUUACUUUAAUUGCCAAGGUUAUACUUAUCUUCGUA
This is a messenger RNA of Metopolophium dirhodum (rose-grain aphid), 1268 nucleotides long. RefSeq lists its product as uncharacterized. The record is from RefSeq and is a predicted model, not a curated record. The annotation marks the transcript as partial. Gene Ontology annotation, cellular component: membrane. NCBI's taxonomy places the organism in Eukaryota, Metazoa, Arthropoda, Insecta, Hemiptera, Aphididae. The transcript has 5 exons. Gene Ontology annotation, biological process: sensory perception of taste.